Molecule: messenger RNA, 2147 nt
Organism: Drosophila ficusphila
Lineage: Eukaryota; Metazoa; Arthropoda; Insecta; Diptera; Drosophilidae
Product: proton-coupled folate transporter
Exons: 9
Coding region: 330-1853 (507 amino acids)
Biological process (GO): transmembrane transport
Cellular component (GO): membrane
Molecular function (GO): transmembrane transporter activity
Source: RefSeq, a predicted model, not a curated record
CAGCUGUUGCUGCUGACUUUAGAAAGUUUUAAAUAACAUUAACUGCGGAAAAAAUACAGCCAACUGUAUUGGCAAAAACCAAUGUACAAGUUCUACAUACAUUUGUAGUGGGUUUAACAACGAUAAAUCCGCGUUAAUCAGCAGUCAAACGGCUGGAGCUUCAGUAUCUCAUAACACGCCGUUGCGUUUGGAAGUCUCUAUCAGAGAAACUGCGCUGCAUUCUGGCGCAUGAAUUGCUAUUUCCCAUUAUCUUCAGUAUUCUGGGGGUGGGCAGUUGGGAUUCCGAGUUCCGCGAGAGAUAAGUAGCAAUUCAGAAACGCAUCCGCAGAAUGCCCCGCUCCGAUACGGAAGCCUUGGUGAGUGACGUGGAGGCUGGCGACGAUGCGGCGCCACGCAUUCUGGACGCCUCUUCUGCAGCUAGUAAUGAACAGGUGGACCGUUCUCCCGUUAUCCCGCCGCAUGAUUACAACAGCUACCGAUGGUUCAUCCUGGAACCCGCAGUUUUUUUGAUAUUCUUUGCCAGAUAUUUAAUUGGGGCGGUUUAUCAAAAUCAGAUCCUCUACCAAACGUGCGUCACCAUCAAGAAAUUUAAUGCCACACAAUGUGAGCCGUUGCUGGGCAUAGAUCGCAGUUCGGAUGCGGAUAAAGAAGUGGAGGUGAUAGUCCAGACGUAUACGGCCAAUAUCAUGAUGACAACCUCUUUGCUAGAGAGCAUAAUACCAGCCUUUGCGAGUCUAUUCCUGGGUCCCUGGUCCGAUAAGUUCGGAAGGCGUCCCAUUCUUCUGACAACAUUUACGGGUUACCUUACUGGCUCACUCAUACUGAUAGUUAUUACCUAUGUAACCAUGUCCACGAAUAUAAGUCCAUGGUGGUUCCUUCUGUACUCAGUUCCUUCUGUUUUAAGUGGCGGAACAUGUGCCUUGAUCACAGGGAUCUAUUGCUACAUAUCUGAUGUAGCCAAGGAGCGAAAGAAGGCUCUGCGAAUGGUUCUCAACGAGGCAUCCCUCUGCGCGGGCAUGAUGGUUGGAAAUGUGGCCAGCGGUUAUAUCUAUGCUGCCACAAAUGCUUUGGUUCUAUUUUCAAUAGCCGGAAGCCUGAUGUUGCUAGCUCUAAUGUAUGUCUAUAUCUUUGUCCCUGAGAGCUUGAAUCCAGCCGAUAUACAAACAGGAUCACGAAUCCGUGAGUUCUUCCGUUUUGAUUUGGUUAAGGAUCUGGUUCGCACUUGCUUUAAAAGAAGACCCAACUUUGAUCGCGCCAUCAUCUGGCUUACUAUGAUUGCUCUUACGAUAGCCAUAUUUGAUAUGGAGGGUGAGGGCACUGUGAACUACAUGUUCAUGCAAGAGCAGUUCAACUGGACCAUCAAGGAUUUCAGCUUGUUCAAUGCCUCUCGCAUCGUGAUCCAGAUUGUGGGCAGCAUUGUUGGAAUGGUUGUUUUGCGCCGUGUCCUAAAGAUGUCUAUCGUUACCAUGGCAAUGCUUUCCCUGGCCUGCUGCGUUCUGGAAAGCACAGUAAGAGCCACAGCCGUUUACUGGCAGGAGAUGUACCUGGGCAUGACAUUGGGAAUGAUGCGGGGCGUCAUGGGACCGAUGUGCCGUGCAAUUCUCUCUCACGUGGCACCCGCCACGGAAGUGGGCAAGAUUUUCGCUCUGACAACCUCCAUGGAAUCGGUUUCGCCACUCGGGGCUGCUCCUCUGUAUACCACUGUUUAUAAGGCAACGUUGGAAUAUUAUCCAGGGGCUUUUAACUUCAUCAGCGCGGGUCUAUACUUUGUGUGUUACAUUCUGAUAGCUGUGAUAUUCGGUAUUCAGAAAUCGAUGGGCAGUAGCAGUGUUUAUCAGGCUAUUGGCAGUUAACCAGCACUCCCGCAAUCCAAUUUAGCUGAAUGUAUCUCAUAAUAUGAACACCUCCUGCCUGUGCUGGAUAGGGCUCCCAUUUUAAACGACUAUAAACUAUUUGUAAUUAAACCUAGAGUUUGUACGCCUUGUAUUUGUGCAAGUAUUAUGAUUUUUAUCUGUGUGCAUGUAUUUGCUGUCUGGAAUGUGUUUGCAUGUGCAAGCAUACUAAAUUUGUCAGCAAAAGAUUAAAAAUAAAAAAGCAUUGUUAAGAUAUGUUAAAAAGCGAAAAAUAAAUUGUAAAUACGACAAACA